UGGUAAACUACAGGAAGUGUUGAAAAGCGCGUACCCAGGCCACUCUCAGAGGCGGCGGGUGUGGUGCGCCCUGGGUUCGUGGAGAGCUCGAGUUAAAGGGUGAUCUGCUAGAGAGUGAUCUCUAGGCGAAAAUCAGGAAGAGGAAAUUUACUUGAAUCAAGCAUGAUGGAUCCAUGUUCAGUUGGAGUCCAGCUUCGGACCACAAAUGAGUGCCAUAAAACCUAUUAUACUCGUCAUACAGGUUUCAAGACUUUGCAAGAAUUGUCAUCAAAUGACAUGCUUCUACUUCAACUGAGAACUGGAAUGACACUUUCUGGGAACAAUACAAUUUGCUUCCAUCAUGCAAAAGUUUACAUCGACAGAUUUGAGGAUUUGCAGAAGUCAUGUUGUGACCCAUUUAACAUACACAAAAAACUAGCCAAAAAAAAUUUACAUGUAAUUGAUUUAGAUGAUGCCACUUUUCUGAGUGCAAAAUUUGGAAGACAGCUUGUACCUGGUUGGAAGCUUUGUCCAAAAUGUACACAGAUAAUCAAUGGAAGUGUGGAUGUUGAUUCUGAAGACCGGCAGAAAAGAAAACCUGACUCAGAUGGAAGAACUGCUAAAGCUUUGAGGUCAUUACAAUUUGCAAACCCAGGAAAGCAGACUGAAUUUGCUCCAGAAACUGGUAAAAGGGAAAAAAGAAGGCUUACCAAAAAUGCAACAGCUGGUUCAGACAGACAAGUGAUCCCGGCAAAGAGUAAGGUCUACGAUAGCCAGGGUCUCCUGAUUUUCAGUGGAAUGGACCUCUGUGACUGCCUCGAUGAAGACUGCUUAGGCUGUUUCUAUGCUUGUCCUGCCUGCGGUUCUACCAAAUGUGGUGCCGAAUGCCGCUGUGAUCGAAAGUGGCUGUAUGAGCAAAUUGAAAUAGAAGGAGGAGAAAUAAUUCAUAACAAACAUGCUGGAUAAUUUGUGGUGUCUGAUUGUGACCCUUUCUGUAUUUCUAAAGUUCUAUAAUUCUAAGAUACAUGUUAAAGUUUGUUUUGCCAAAUGACACAUAUGUACUCAGUGUGCACUAACACUGCCUUUUGGGUACUUUAAGAAGAAUUAUUUGAUGUAAAUUUAGAUGGACUUUUCUAUUACUCGGCAGUCAGCUCUUCAAGCCUUUCUGGGUCAAUGUAAAAAAGUAAUGUAUAGGCAGUCCUCUUUACAACUCCCAUGUCCAUAAAUUUCCAUGGCACUGAUACAGUUAAAUAAACCAGUUCCUUAACAGCAACACUUCAAAUUUCAGUUACUGUGGUAUGUUAACUGUGAGUAGUUCCAUGAAGUACGAACUUCCUGCUAGCUGUUAAGCUUUCAAAUCAGUAUGUAACACAUGUACUUCAAGAUCAGUGACUAGUCAGAUUACUUCUCAAAUCCUGCUAGUGAAUCGUCACUGCACAUCUAUUACUCAGUUUGUUCCGACAGCAAAGCACAUAGUUGUGUUGUCUCCUUGUCACCCAUGUGACCUUUUAUGUCGGGAGCUGCAUGAGGCAUUACUGACAAAAUGGAGGCACAGCCCCAACCCCCUCUCCUCAUCUCGCAGGCAUGGCCCUGGGAUGAAGGAGUUACGCCUUGUGAUUCUGACUUGUUCUUUCCUAGUUGGCUGGAAAGAAUGUUAAGGUGCUUGAGAGAAACAUGAGAAAGCACAAAGCCUUCUACAGUUGGGCCCAGAAAAUAAUCUAUGAAGUAACCAUUGACAUUUGUUCAAGGAUCUUUACAAAGAAUGUCCCAGAAGGAGCACAUAGGCCACAGCUUGAGGCCAUGGGAAGGAUUAUUGUCUGAGACCUGUUUAUGAGGAAAAUGUUUAUGGCAAAAGAAAUUUGUUGAGUUUAGGGUUUAGGAAUAAUUAAGAAUAGCUAGAAGCCUUUUUAGGAGAUAGUGAUCUUAAGAUGCU
Budorcas taxicolor (takin) is the source of this 1912-nucleotide messenger RNA. RefSeq names its product ADP ribosylation factor like GTPase 14 effector protein (gene ARL14EP). The record is from RefSeq and is a predicted model, not a curated record. Gene Ontology annotation, cellular component: intracellular membrane-bounded organelle. Lineage: Eukaryota; Metazoa; Chordata; Mammalia; Artiodactyla; Bovidae. The coding region runs from base 163 to 945 and encodes 260 amino acids. The transcript is spliced from 4 exons.